GGGCAGCAGCAGCUCUCGGAACUGUUGGUGUUGGCGUGCAGUCCUGUGUCACAGGGCCGGAUCACAGCCGACACGUCUCUGGUUCUGACCGACUGCUGGGACUCAGCGGAUCCCCCGGGGGCCCCCCCACCCUGCGGACCGCUCAGUUUGAGCUUUUCAGAUUUUGCUCAUUACGCCGACAGCCUCGGAGGGGGGCGCUCUCUUCUCGACAGCAGGAAGCUGCUGGACUCGGAGUUCGCGGACAUCCUCCGGGCGCUGGAGUGCAGGGUGGACGUCCUGGUGGUGGACGUUUUGCGAUGGACGGGCGUCAGAGGACAGCAGGGGGCGGUGGUGGAUGUGGACAACUGCGUGUUUGUGAGCAAACAGCUGCUGCUCAGACUCGGGCUGUUUAACCACGAGUGGGUGAAGCUGUCGAAGGCGGGAGGACCCUCGCGACCUCAGACGGGUCAGAUGGACGUCAGGGGAGGAAUCAGCAGAGAGCGGCUGGGAUCUGUGGUGGUGGUGGAUUUGACUGAGAGUCCAGAUCUGCAGAACCUCGAUGACGUUGGUUUCAUAUCAGCGAGUCUGUGGUUCAACUUGACCGAAGGGGAAGUGAUUCCUGUGAACAGCCUCACGCUGAGGAUGAAGAGGUGGAGACCGUCUCCCCCGGAGGUCGGCGGUGGCUCUGACAGUUCGUGUCGCUCAGCUUCGCCUGCGUUCGCCACUGAGCUUCACAUCCAGCCGGUGGUGUCUGUGCUGUACGACAACCUCUGCAGCUACGACACUCUGCUGUCUGACCACUUCAGUGCUCCCAGACUGGUUUCACUCGGAGACGUCUUAUCAGUUCCCACUGAAAAUCAUCCAGACCUGCUGGAGAACAACUGUGACGGCAUCCACAGGGCUCCAGUGCUGUUCUUCAAAGUGCAGAAGGUGUGUCCAUCUGCCGAGAGAGAAGAAGUAGGAGGAGCUUACCUGGCCGACAGACUUCACACCUCCCUCUACAUGGGAGCGUCCACUAACAGCCCCGUCCCCUGCUGCUGGGUGGAGCGAGGGUCUCUGUGGAACAGUCUGUCUCCUCCGGGCCUCGAGAAGACCGUCGACUUCCUCAGCAGCAUCAUCCUGCCUCACCUGCAGCACAGCAGUUCUCUGUCUGGUUGCACUGUCCUCCUUCACGGUCCUGCAGGAAGUGGUAAAGUGACGGCGGUCAGCGCAGCGAGUCGCAGACUGAACCUCCACCUGCUGAAG
Messenger RNA from Paralichthys olivaceus (Japanese flounder), 1224 nucleotides. NCBI's taxonomy places the organism in Eukaryota, Metazoa, Chordata, Actinopteri, Pleuronectiformes, Paralichthyidae. The record is from RefSeq and is a predicted model, not a curated record.